AAUGAAGAGUAGCAGACUAUAGUAGGGGUUGGCGGUAAGGAACCGUUGCUCUAACGGUCGACAGUUGAGGCUACCCUCAAACGGGAGUUGAACGUCGAACCCUCGAGGGAAAGCAGUGAACCUCGUCAUCUUCGUGAGGCACCAUGCGUGAAUGUAUCUCUAUCCACGUUGGACAAGCUGGAGUUCAGAUUGGUAAUGCUUGCUGGGAAUUAUAUUGUCUUGAGCAUGGAAUUCAGCCAGAUGGUCAGAUGCCCAGUGACAAAACCAUAGGCGGUGGAGAUGAUUCUUUUAAUACAUUUUUUAGUGAAACCGGUGCUGGCAAGCAUGUACCUAGAGCUGUUUUUGUGGACCUUGAGCCAACUGUUGUUGAUGAGGUGCGUACAGGUACUUAUAGACAAUUAUUUCAUCCUGAGCAACUCAUUACUGGAAAAGAAGAUGCUGCUAACAAUUAUGCUAGAGGCCAUUAUACUAUAGGAAAAGAGAUUGUUGAUCUAGUGCUGGAUCGCAUUCGAAAAUUGGCUGACCUGUGUACUGGUCUACAGGGUUUCCUUAUUUUCCAUAGUUUUGGCGGAGGUACUGGCUCUGGAUUUGCAUCUUUGCUAAUGGAAAGACUGUCAGUUGACUACGGGAAAAAAUCCAAACUGGAAUUUGCAAUAUACCCAGCUCCACAAGUAUCUACUGCUGUGGUGGAGCCUUACAAUUCUAUCCUUACUACACAUACCACAUUGGAACAUUCUGACUGUGCAUUCAUGGUGGAUAAUGAAGCUAUUUAUGAUAUAUGUCGACGCAAUCUUGAUAUUGAACGUCCAACUUACACCAACCUCAAUCGUCUCAUUGGUCAAAUUGUAUCUUCUAUCACAGCUUCGCUACGUUUUGAUGGUGCUCUGAAUGUAGAUUUGACAGAAUUUCAAACAAAUCUUGUUCCUUAUCCACGAAUCCAUUUCCCCUUGGCAACGUAUGCUCCUGUCAUUUCAGCUGAAAAGGCAUACCAUGAGCAGUUGUCAGUGGCUGAAAUUACUAAUGCUUGUUUUGAGCCAGCUAAUCAGAUGGUAAAAUGUGAUCCUCGCCAUGGUAAAUAUAUGGCAUGUUGCAUGCUGUACAGAGGUGAUGUUGUGCCAAAAGAUGUCAAUGCAGCUAUUGCAACAAUCAAGACAAAACGUACUAUUCAGUUUGUGGAUUGGUGUCCAACUGGGUUCAAGGUGGGCAUUAAUUAUCAGCCACCCACUGUGGUACCAGGAGGAGAUUUGGCCAAGGUGCAACGUGCUGUAUGUAUGCUGAGUAACACUACUGCAAUUGCAGAAGCUUGGGCUCGCCUUGAUCAUAAAUUUGAUUUGAUGUAUGCUAAAAGAGCCUUUGUGCAUUGGUAUGUAGGGGAAGGAAUGGAAGAAGGAGAAUUUUCUGAAGCUCGAGAAGAUCUGGCUGCACUUGAAAAAGAUUAUGAAGAAGUUGGUGUUGAUUCUGUGGAAGCUGAAGCUGAAGAAGGAGAAGAAUAUUAAGCUAUGUCAGAUGAUAUAUAUUUCAAUAUUUUGUACCAAGUUCACUUGUUCGGUUACAAAUAAACUUUUAAGUGUUCAAGUUUAAUAGCUAUUAUUUAAAAUAGCUUUAAAACCAUUCCUUGAAAACAUUUCUAUAAACUUUGAGCAAAGCAUAAAAUAAAAGUUUUCUGUAAAACUACGCCUGUCAGAAACAUAUCCAUCCAUUCUUUAUUUCUCCCUUUCAUUCUUACAGAAUCUUUGGAGAACUUAUUAAGUAUUCUGAAAUAGUCAUUAAAAUGUUAUUGCAUCUUAGCCAUGUAUGUAUAUAAUGAAAAUGAUAAUUGGGAUGUCAUUGAUUGUAGGUGGAAUUUUAUGUUAAUUAAAGUAAUGUGAAUAAGAAAA
Messenger RNA from Crotalus tigris (Tiger rattlesnake), 1877 nucleotides. Its product is annotated as tubulin alpha-3 chain. NCBI's taxonomy places the organism in Eukaryota, Metazoa, Chordata, Lepidosauria, Squamata, Viperidae. The record is from RefSeq and is a predicted model, not a curated record. Gene Ontology annotation, molecular function: structural constituent of cytoskeleton; GTP binding. Gene Ontology annotation, biological process: microtubule cytoskeleton organization; mitotic cell cycle. Bases 144 to 1496 code for a protein of 450 amino acids. Gene Ontology annotation, cellular component: microtubule; cytoplasm. The transcript is spliced from 5 exons.